AUGGUCUCAAACCCCGAUGGCGUAAGGUUUUUCGUUGGUAUGAAGGGCGACGGCGCUGCCCUAUCUGGAAAAUGGUUCCAGAUCAUCUUCAUGUUGAAAAAUCAUAUCUGCCUUUCAUACAUACGGUGUGUCUCAGAGAAAUCGUCAUCAAGGCCAUCUGAGACAUGGUAUACCGCCGCUAUGGCUGGACAUGAUAAUAUCAAUGGCACUUGCACCCAGUUCCCCAACUCCUGUUUGCCAAAUGAUCCCUCGAAACUGUCCCGCAUGCAGCCCGACGACCUUGAGACGACAGCCCAAAGGGCCAUGGGAAGCAGCUACCUUGAAGAGGACCCGACGAUUCAGCAAUGGCUCGCUACCUUGAUACCGACCAAGCAAGGUGCGAUUGGAUACGCUCUCACGCUUUUCCCCUGCGUGGGGUGGGUGCCGCGCUACAACCUGCGCUGGUUUCUGGGCGACGUCGUGGCAGGCAUGACUGUCGGCCUCGUGGUCGUUCCGCAGGCCCUAGCGUAUGCUCUUCUCGCGAAGCUGACUCCAGAGUAUGGCCUGUAUACUUCUUUCAUCGGCGCCAUGACGUACUGGGUGUUUGGGACGUCAAGAGAUAUAGUCAUUGGGACAACCGCAAUCGGGUCUCUUCUCGUAGGUUCCACGGUCACGGCCGUGGAAGAAAAGCAACCUGGGGUAUACACAGCAGCGGAAGUCGCAGCCUCUCUGUCACUCAUAUCCGGCAUGAUUCUGCUAGCGAUCGGCCUACUCCGCUUGGGCUGGGUUGUUGAUUUCAUUCCGUACACGUCCAUCUCUGCAUUCGUCACAGCAGCGGCCAUCACCAUUCUGUCAACACAGUUUCCAGUAGCACUCGGCAUCCGCGGCAUCAAUACGAGGGACGCGCCAUACAGGGUCAUCAUCAACACCCUAAAGAACUUGGGACAUACCGAACUCGAUGCAGCCAUCGGACUGACAUCUAUCCUCCUCCUCUACCUCAUCAAGACUGCGUGCUCUCAGCUUGAGGUCCGGAAACCUAAGAGGAGGCGCCUCUGGAGCAUUAUAUCGUCUCUACGUUUCACCUUCGUUAUCGUCAUGUUCACUACCAUCAGCUAUCUCGUCAAUUAUAAGCUGCCUCGGGAUGAAGCCAAGUUCCGUUUAGUUGGCAAUAUUGAAGCAGGUUUCCGUCACGCUGGCAUUCCCCGCUUCGACAGCGAACUCACCAUUCUCAUUUUGCCCAAGCUCCCAGCCGUCCUCAUUGUUCUCGUCAUCGAGCAUAUCGCCAUAGCCAAGUCGUUUGGGCGCAUGUAUGGGUACACCGUCACACCCUCGCAGGAAAUCAUGGCACAGGGCAUCGCCAACCUCUUCAGCCCUUUUAUCGGUGGUUAUGUUUGUACUGGGUCAUUCAGUGCCUCGGCCGUGCUGUCUAAAUCUGGUGUGCGAACGCCACUCGCGGGCGUGGUGAGUGCGCUUGUUCUUGUUCUGGCCUUGUACUGGCAGCUCUCACCGUUCGAGCUGCUCAUAUGGGUUGUCGGGCUCGCGAUAGCGCUGUUUGAGUCCCUGGACAUGUCCAUCUACGUCACCACGGGGCUGUCGCUUGGCCUGCUGCUUGUGAGGAUGGCGCGAACGCCUGGAUCGUUUCUCGGUCGCGUCAGGAUUCACCUUGUGCCUGCAGAUGAUCAGGCAAUGCCAGCAUCUCAUCCGUCCGAAGGAGUCGCGCCGAAAGCGAAGACAACAGACAUCAUACCGGGAGAGGUAGCCGUCGAAUCCUAUGACGCGUAUUUGUCCACGCAGCGCAACGAAGGCUUCAACCCCCGGGUACCCUUGGAAACCCCCUACCCGGGCAUGUUCAUCUACCGCUUCCCGCAGACACUCAACUACACCAACCAGGGGCAGCACGUGGAUUUGAUUUCCAGCUACAUCACGUCCAACACUCGCCGUACGACCCCAGAAGAUCCUUCCAUCAAGCCGUCGGACCGUCUGUGGAACGUCCAGGAGCCCCGUCCGAACAAAGAGGCGGGUUCUGCAUCCAUGUUGUUCGACGACCCUCCGUCCAGUCUCGGCUCCACACAAGACGACCACCUCCCACGUCUCCGCACCAUCAUCUUCGACUGCUCAGCCGUCGAUAGCGUCGACAUAACGAGCGUCCAGGGCCUCGUCGAUCUCCGGACGACGCUCGCCCGCCACGCGGCGCCAGGCGUCGUCGAGUGGCAUUUUGCCGGGGUGCGCAAUCGCUGGGCGAGGCGCGCUCUGGCCGUCGCAGGCUUUGGUCACCCUUCGAACACGGACGGGCCGGUCUCGUCGGCGCAGUGGACGCCGUGCUAUGCUGUCGCUGGGUUGCCGGCGGACAUGGGCGGGGACCAAGGCGUACAGUCUGGGGACGAAGAGAAGAGCGACGGGACGCUCGUCGAAAGCGGUGCUGACGAAGACGAUGCGAGCGUUACAGGGUUUCAGCCUGUUGUCGGUGUCAACAGGCCGUUCUUCCAUGUGGGUUUGGCAGAAGCAGUGGAUGUUGCUGUGAGGAGUGCAAAGAUCAGAAACCAGCGAUCCAGAGGUGUCAUUUGA
This is a messenger RNA of Verticillium alfalfae VaMs.102, 2544 nucleotides long. RefSeq names its product sulfate permease. Lineage: Eukaryota; Fungi; Ascomycota; Sordariomycetes; Glomerellales; Plectosphaerellaceae. The record is from RefSeq and is a predicted model, not a curated record. Bases 1 to 2544 code for a protein of 847 amino acids. Gene Ontology annotation, cellular component: membrane. Gene Ontology annotation, biological process: transmembrane transport. Gene Ontology annotation, molecular function: sulfate transmembrane transporter activity. The transcript has 4 exons.